Molecule: messenger RNA, 804 nt
Organism: Paramecium tetraurelia
Lineage: Eukaryota; Ciliophora; Oligohymenophorea; Peniculida; Parameciidae
Exons: 4
Biological process (GO): plasma membrane phospholipid scrambling
Cellular component (GO): plasma membrane
Molecular function (GO): phospholipid scramblase activity
Source: RefSeq, a predicted model, not a curated record
AUGCAAUCCCCUCUUAAAACUCUUGAGAGUUUAAACUAAACAAAUGCUUACCAAAUGCCUGAAUAUGCAGACUAUCUGAAAACACGAACAUGCUUGGAUAGUUUGGGCUUUUAAUAAGGAAUCCAUAUUUAAGAAAGAUUCGAACCUAUUUCAUUUGGAUUUCCAACUCCCAAUGUGUUUAGAGUAUAUGCAGCUGAUCAUCUAGGAGACUAAAUAGAAAUGUAAUAAUUAUUUUGUUUAUAUAGACCAAAAAUAAGACCUUUUGAGAUGUUGGUGGAUAAUUUUGGAUGUAGCGACAAUUAGUUAAAUAAAAAUUAAUAAUUCUAAUCAUCAGAUCAAACCAUUCUGAAGUUUAAAAGAGAGUAUCAAUGCACAUGUUGCUGUUGUAAUAGACCACGUCUUGAGGUUUAUUAUGUCGAAAAUGCGUAAAACAAAUUAUUAGGAUACAUUAUUGAUCCAAUUUAUUGUUGUCGAAUUGGUUGUAAUAUUUUGGAUUCUGAUAAUUAAUUGAGAUACAUGAUCAAGGCCAGUACUUGCCAGAGUUAUUUUUGGUGUAGGUGUCCUUGCAGUAUAGAAUGCAAUAAGAUUGGGUUUGAUAUCAAACUGCCAACAGGAGAAGUAGUUGCUCCCAUGUUAAAGUAGGUUAAAACAUGUUGUAAUACAGAUUCGUUUUCCAUUUGUGAUAAUAUAAGUGCUAUGUUUCCUUAGAAAGCAACAACAGAAGACAAAGCAUUAAUUCUAGCAGCCACAAUCAUGAUUGAGUUCAUGUAUUUUGAAAAGCCUCGUUCCAGAUCUACGCAAUGA